Messenger RNA from Staurois parvus, 2286 nucleotides. The record is from the annotation of a GenBank genome assembly. NCBI's taxonomy places the organism in Eukaryota, Metazoa, Chordata, Amphibia, Anura, Ranidae.
AGAUCUCUACAGAUCGCUUGACCAAAUCGGAAAGGAUGGACGAAGACUGGAGUCACAUGACUGAGAAAAUUUUAAAUCUCACCCUGGAGAUCAUCUACCUGCUGACUGGAGAGAGAAGGUCAUCAUUUAUCAAAAGGAUUUAACAGAAGCUUCACUACAAUCAUGUCACUGCCUUCAUCCCUGAUACCUGAAAAACACAACAAUAAAAAGAUUCUAGAAGUCACCAAGAAGAUCAUUGAGCUGCUGACAGGAGAGGUUCCUAUAAGGUGUCAGGAUGUCACUGUCUAUUUCUCCAUGGAGGAGUGGGAGUAUUUAGAAGGACACAAGGAUCUCUACAAGGACGUCAUGAUGGAGGAUCAGCCGACCCUCACAUCACCGGAGAAAAACACCAACAAAAAGCUCCAAAGAGUCCCCAGCAAUUUGGCAAGUCAGCCACCCCGCACAUCACAGGAGGAAAACACCAACAAAAAGCUCCAAGGAGUCUCCAGCAAUUUGACAAGCCAGCCGCCCCUCACAUCACCAGAGAAGAACACCAACAAAAAGCUUCAAGGAGUCCCCAGCAAUUUGGCGAGCCAGCCACCCCGCACAUCACCAGAAAAGAACACAGACAAAAAACUUCAAAGAAUCCCCAGCAAUUUGGCGAGCCAGCCACUGCGCACAUCGCCAGAGAAGAACACCGACAAAAAACUUCAAAGAGUUCCCAGCAAUUUGGCGAGCCAGCCACCCCGCACAUCACCGGGUAAGAGGAGACUUUAUCGUAUAGGAGAGAGCAGUACGGAGGUCCACCUAGAUCCCCCAUCAUCUGAUAAACACAUAGAAACAAUGGAUUCAGUCAGUGUGUGUGUUUCCUACACUGAGAAGAACACUGACAAAAAACUUCAAAGAAUCCCCAGCAAUUUGGCGAGCCAGCCGCCGCACACAUCACCAGAUGGAUCCAGUAAUGGGAACCCACCAGAGAGAUGUCCUCUGUAUGUCCAGGAUUCCUCAAAGGAAGAUCUCAGUCCCAGUCCGAUAUAUUCCCGGGAUUCCAUGCAGGAAGAUGGCAGUCCCAGUCCUCUGUGUUCACGGGAUUCCACACAGGAGGACCACAGCACCCCAGACCAUUUUUCGCUUGAAAACCUGGCAAAUAUAAAAGUUGAAGAGAUAGACGAAGAAGAAGAGAUGCUUAUUAGAAAGUACUGGCAACGUAAGGCAGAGGAAGGUCCCAUAGAGAUCGGAGCAGAUGGUCACAUGAGGAAAAUGGCAGAGAAACAUUUACUUUUAUCUGCCGACUGUCAUGUAAAAGAUGAAGAGUUUUCACAAGAUUCUCUAGAAGAACUCCCUGAUACCCCAAAUACUUUUGGAGGACAUCCCAACAGAUCCCCAGAUCUCUCUCACCCUGGGGAAGCUUCUCCCUCUAAUUUAGAUAAUACUUUGAGCAUGGCUCAGAGAGGCAGCAAAAUGUUUCCCUGUUCCGUGUGCGGGAAAUGGUUUACCACUUAUGGAGGCCUUCUCAUGCACCAGAGACUUCACACCGGGAUCAAGCCUUUCUCCUGUUCCUUCUGUGGGAAAAGCUUCACGCAGAAAGGCAUUCUGGUCAACCACGAGAAGAUCCACCGAGGGAUAAAGCCAUUUCCUUGCUCGGUGUGCGGGAAGUGUUUCGCCAAGAAGUCCGACGUGGUAAGGCAUCUGAGAGUCCACACUGGAGAGAAACCCUUCCCAUGUGCACGUUGCGGGAGGUGUUUCUCCCAAAAGUCCUCUCUCCUCAAUCACCUUCGGCUGUACAUCUGCGAGAAGCCAUAUCCGUGUUUUAUAUGCGGGAAACGAUUCUCCCAGAGAUCGGACCUUAGUAGACAUCAGGAGAUUCACCGAAGGAAGAAGGCAUCUCCGUGGUCGGAAUGUGACCAGCUCCUCCCUUGUAGUUCUGGGCUGAUUCCUCACCUUUCUUAUCAUGCAAACGACAAAAUCUACCCGUGUUCCGAAUGCGGCAAAGGUUUCACCCACAUUUCCAACCGAAUCCGGCACAUGAAGAUCCACAAGGGGCUGAAGCCUUUCGCCUGCUCGGAGUGUGGGAAGUGUUUUGCCCGCAAGUCGCACCUCGCCGAGCACCAGCGAAUUCACACGGGAGAGAAACCCUUCUCCUGUCCUCUGUGCGGGAAGUUCUUCAAGCACAAGUCUCACCUGGUCAUACACAACCGAACCCACACGGGGGAAAAACCCUUUAAAUGCCGGGACUGCGGCAAAUGUUUUGCGCAGAAAGCCAACCUUCUCUAUCAUCAGAGAGUUCACGCUGGUGGGAAGACUUGA